UAAAUAUUUAAUCUGUAAUAUUAUGAUUGGACAUUGUUCAGAUUUUCAUAAAUGUUUGCUUUUUUUUGUUUCAGAAGAACCCAAUGAUUCUGACCCAGAGAAUACCCCAGAGAUAGCUAAGAAAACUAAAUGUUCUGAUCAACCAGGUCAAGCCACUUCCAUUCCUGAUGAUAGUAAACUGAAAGAGUCUGCAGAAAACUGUCAGAUGCCCAAGUGUACUGGUUCUGAUGAUACAGAGCAGAAAAAGUCGCAAAGUCAUGAAGCAAGUGAAGCAAGACCUGAUGCAGAAUCAUCUAAAGUAUCAAAGUCACAGGAUAGCUCAGAUGUACCUAAGGCCAUUGAAGUUGUAUCUUUAGUGGAUGAUCUAUUUGCACAGAAAGUUACUCACCAUCAUGAUAAAUGUUUCGCGGGUUGUUGCAGCCUUUCUAAGAAUGAAGAAAGUCGUAUGCUUUCUAUGAAAUAUAAGUUUCAGCAUAGUUGGUUGGACAAAAAAGUGUCAUACUGUGACAAAACAGGUAUUUGGUGGGCUACUUAUGUUGAAGGAGAGGGCAUAUACUGUUUAUUGUGUAAGAAACAUGACUGCUUCAAUCCCCAGAACAAAUCCAAGACAUUUAACAAGGAAGCCAGCUCAAGAUUACGUUUACAGGCAUUGGAUGACCAUGUUAUGACCCAGCAGCACAAAACUGCUGUAACUACUGAACUUUUACAACGAGUCUCCUAUUUCCAAAAAGAAAUAGAUGAACAUGAUAAAGUCUCAGAUACAGUUUUGUUGAAGGUUUUUAGAACAAUUUACUGGCUUGUUAAAGAGGAAAUACCUAACAAAAAAGCCGAGUCAUUGAUACAACUGAUAGAAAAGUUAGGGUUAGAAGAAAUGAAAUAUUUUGACCAUAAGUCAAGGCCAUCAUUAAGAGAGAUGUUUUUGGUAUUGGGUGAAGCUCUUGAGUGUUCUGUUUUAGAAAAACUAAAGAAAGCACCACACUUUGGUAUACUUGUUGAUGAUGUCACUGAUGUUUCUGUUUAUGAGCAAAUGGUUACAUUUGUACAGUUUUAUGACAGAGCUGAGAAAGAUAUUAAAACAGUAUUUCUGUCCAUAGAUAAUUUGCUGGAAGAGUCUGAUUCUGCUAAUGCUCAGACUAUAACACAGAUGAUUGUUAAAACUUUAACAGACUUUGAGCUUGAAAUUGGAAAACUGUCAUCUUUUGUUUCAGAUGGUGCAUCUGUUAUGACUGGCAAGCAAAAUGGGGUUGCAGCCAGACUUAAGAAAGAGGUGAAUCCUAAACUGAUUAGCAUUCACUGCAUUUGUCAUAGGCUAGCUUUAGCUUGUACUGACACAUUAGAAGAUGCAACCUACUUUAAACAAGUUCAGUUGUGGCUAGUUCAGUUGUGGAAAUUAUUUGAAAAUUCUCCUAAAAAGUUAGCUGUGUAUUUCAAAGUCCAAACUGAAAUGAAGUCAUUACUGUUUACAGUAGAUAAAAGUAAGAAUGUAGCUAUGCAUAGGCUGAAAAAAGCUUGUCAGACUAGGUGGCUGUCUUUUAAUAGCUCAGUACAAGCUAUCCUCAAGGAAUAUCCUACUGUGUUGCAGACUCUAAACAAACUGCAAAGCAGUGAUUCAGCUGCACUUGGCUUACUCAUUAAAAUCAGAAGUUUCAAGUUUGUCAGUGCUGUUUAUAUCUUGGCAGAAGUUUUGCCCCAUCUUGAUCAGCUUAGCAAGACCUUUCAGCUAGGAACCAUAGGCCUUUGUCAAGUACUCCCUUCCAUCCAAUACACGAAUGACAAGCUUGAUGAAAUAGCAGACAGCUUGUCCCCAGUUGAAAAACUGUGUAAAGAUCUUGAAACUGAUGGUUGUUUGAACAUGCUAGAAUUACAACCCUCGGACCAUGACAUUACAGGCAUGAAGUAUCUGUGUAGAAAAUAUAUAGAUGCAUUAAAAAAGAAUAUUGAAGCCAGAUUUGGCAACACUCUGCCAAUUUUGUCAUCUUUGGCUGUCAUUGAUGCAAACAAGGUUCCUGGUAAAAAUGAUCCAGCAUUCAAAAGUUAUGGUGUUAAGGAUAUACAGGUAAUUGCAGAGUACUUUGAUCUUGACAAAGAUGAGCUCACUGCUGAAUGGGGCAAGUUAAAAUAUGACUUGUUAAGGUGGAACUCUGAGGAUGAAGUCAAACCUCAAAAUGAGUGCCUGAAAAGGUUAGUGAGUUUGAACUAUUUCUACCCCAUUCUUAGUGACCUUGCUGAUAUUUUACUGUCACUCCCUGUCUCAAAUGCAUGGCCUGAACGUGGAGCUAGUGCAGUAAAACGAAUUAAAACUAGGCUGAGGUCAAGUCUGAAAAAUGAUAUGCUUCAGGUACUAAUGAAUGUUAGCAUAAAUGGUCCAGAGGUCUCAAGUAAUGAGUGUGAUGAGGUCUGUAAGGCUUCUGUCAUGCUUUGGUUAUCAAAGAAAAAAAGAAAGAAACUGCCUACAGGUAAAAUUUCUAAAAGCACAGCCACUGCAAGUGUAGUGAAAUGUUUUUCAGAAGCAGAGGUUCAAACUGAUUCAGUGGCUGAAAAUGUCAUUAGCAGGGAAGAAAUUUCUGAUAUUAUUAGAGCAGAGUUGUUGGCUUAUGACAAAUCAUGUAGACUUGAAAUGAAUGAAUCUGAUUCUCAGUCUGAUUAUGAUAGUGAUGACUAA
Molecule: messenger RNA, 2662 nt
Organism: Mercenaria mercenaria
Lineage: Eukaryota; Metazoa; Mollusca; Bivalvia; Venerida; Veneridae
Product: zinc finger protein 862-like
Exons: 3
Coding region: 23-2662 (879 amino acids)
Molecular function (GO): protein dimerization activity
Source: RefSeq, a predicted model, not a curated record